Aspergillus nomiae NRRL 13137 is the source of this 738-nucleotide messenger RNA. RefSeq names its product phospholipase/Carboxylesterase superfamily. NCBI's taxonomy places the organism in Eukaryota, Fungi, Ascomycota, Eurotiomycetes, Eurotiales, Aspergillaceae. Gene Ontology annotation, molecular function: palmitoyl-(protein) hydrolase activity; carboxylic ester hydrolase activity. The record is from RefSeq and is a predicted model, not a curated record. Bases 1 to 738 code for a protein of 245 amino acids. Gene Ontology annotation, biological process: protein depalmitoylation. The transcript has 2 exons. Gene Ontology annotation, cellular component: cytoplasm.
AUGCCAACAAAGACACCCACUCAAUCCGACUUCCCACCGCACCUAACCGUCUCGAUCACCUCCCCAAACACCACCACAACAACCACACGCCCACCGCCCAACAUCCUCCUCCUCCUACACGGCAUCGGCGACACCAGUGCCACAUUCAGUACCUUCGGCCGCGCCUCAACCUCCCCGAAACAACCGUGCUCACCCUCCAAGCACCAACACGCCUCCCCUUCGACCUGCCCGGAUUCCACUGGGGUGACGAUAUCUCUCGACGAGGUUAUUCGCGGCGUCCUCGUUCAGAAAUGCGGGUAUAAAUUGCGGGAGAUUAUGAUUCUUGGUUUCGGGCAGGGAGGUAUGGUGGGGCUUGUUUGUGCAAGGGAAUUGGGGGUACAGCCAAGGGUUCAGGAUGUGGGUGAUUCUGGGGCGAAUGAUGGUGGUGGGAUUGGGGGCGACAUUGCGUUGUCGGGAGUUAUCUCCAUUGGAGCGCCGUAUCCGAUUUCGGGGAGUGUGGUUGGUGAGAAGAAUCGGACGCCGGUGUUGCUUGUUGCUGGACGGGAUUCGGAGGUUGUGAGUGAUGGGGCGGUUAGCAGGACGAAGGGAGUUUUUGACUUCGUGGAGGUCACGAGGUAUGCUAGGAGGGGAGAUGGGAUGCCCAAGUCUAGGGAGGAGAUGCUGCCUGUUAUGAGGUUUUUGGCGCGCAGGUUGAGGAGUUGGCAAGGGGUUCCGGAGGGGAGUGUGGAGAUUUCUUAG